AUGGAGAAAGAGCUUCAGAAACUUGAAAGAGAUUUCAAAAGUGCGUAUGCGAAACUUGCAAUCGGGAAUGAACAAAAAGUUUCUGAAGUUCCGGCAAAAUAUUCAGCUAUUCGACAGGAAGUUGAACAGGCAGGAACGACUUUACAGAAAAAAGUUGAAGAGAAAGUUAGAAAACUAAACAUGCAAAUUGAAGCCAUGGAAAUGGAGCAUCUUGAUUGCGUAAGAGACAAUAAAAUAAAAAUCGAUAAAGUUAUUGAAAAUAUUGAAGAAACUAAAUCUGAAAUUUCUAGACAAAUCUCUGACCCUAAAUGCUUAGCUACAUACUGCGUCAAGGAAUAUCCCUUUGAAAACUGUCCGGACUUAAUGGAACGGAUUCCUCCGGUUUUCAAACGAUCUGAGAAUGAUCUCAACUGUUUAGAAUUCUUAGGAAUGUUGACUCCAUCUAAAAAAGUUAGCAUAUCUAAACUUCAAGAGGAAAAAACAGUCAGUGAAGAUGAUGAUAAGAAGAGGAAAUCCAUUGAAUUGCUGGAACACGCAAACCAAAUACAAAAGUUUGACACAGUCUAUGGAUAUAUUUUCGACCUAAUGUUUACAGCGAAUGAUACUAUACUUGUGUGUGGUACUUACAGAAUCAUAAAGAGUUUCACAAUUCGUGCUCUAGAUUUCUGUGGGAAAGAAGUUAUGUCAAUACCUGUUCAAAAUCAACUAAAGUAUCUUUCACAAGCAAACGACAAAACAAUAUUUUACACAUCAGAUAGCAUUCAGGGUGUACACAGGAUUAAGAAUGGAACUACAGAAACUAUUGCUUUAGACAAUUCUUGGAAACCAAACGGCGUAACCUGCAGAAGUUCUGGAGAUAUUAUCGUAGCUGAGGAGCAUAACGAAAACAAAAGUCUAGGACGUUUGAGUAUCUAUACAUUGGACGGUGAAAAGAGGAAAGUCAUUGGCUCAGAACAUGGUCUCGUAAAGCCCACAUAUGUUUGUGUAAACAUAAACUCAGAUAUAUGUACCUCAGAUGAAGACUAA
Saccostrea echinata is the source of this 1026-nucleotide messenger RNA. RefSeq lists its product as uncharacterized. Bases 1 to 1026 code for a protein of 341 amino acids. The transcript has a single exon. The record is from RefSeq and is a predicted model, not a curated record. Lineage: Eukaryota; Metazoa; Mollusca; Bivalvia; Ostreida; Ostreidae.